Molecule: messenger RNA, 1208 nt
Organism: Moneuplotes crassus
Lineage: Eukaryota; Ciliophora; Spirotrichea; Euplotida; Euplotidae
Source: the annotation of a GenBank genome assembly
AUGAACGAUACUAAGGAAGAUGGCAGGAUAAACCCUGAAAUAUUUGAUGAGCCCCCACUUCACUUCGAGCAAACCGAUGAUUAUGGGUGGACUACUAUAGCUAGAGCUAUUGUCCAAAUGGAUGGAGAUAUACACAAGUAUAUAUAAAACAAAUGAGGAAGAAGAAAACAGCAGAAGAGAAAUUCAAGGAUCUUCCAUUUAUGAGGAUCUCCAAACGACGAAGGACGAUUAAUCCAAAAGACAAGAGCCAUCAGUUUGGUCGCAAGAACAUGAUCAAAUUUGGAAAUCAAGAGACCUUCAAGUUCAACCUGAUUCAUAAAAAAACAUCUUCUUUGAAAAGUGUGCCCAGAAGUAUGGUAAGAAAGAUUGAGAAAGCAAAAGCUACUAAGAUCAUCAACAUCCUUGGUCCUCAGGAGAGGUUCCCUCACUCGAAGCUUAUCAUGAAUAUGAUCAAGAACACUAUGGAUGACCACAAGAAGAAACAGAAGAGGAUGAAGUCGUCACCAGAAAGAGCCAAGAACGCCUUAAUCAGAACGUUGAACAAAUCUUUUCAUCUUACUAAGUACCAGAAAUUAGAGACUUAUAUUGGCUCUCCAGAGAGGAAGGCCAGCCAAGACGGUACCUCAAAACUUAGGGUUUCCAUGCAAGAUCCGGAAAAAUUGUUUAAUAAUAGGAGUUCUGCCAAGACACCUAAUGAUUCGAAUCGUAGGAAGAUCAAACUAACCUGUUAUUCCUCAAUCUUAGGAGCAGAAGGCAACCAGCAAUACGGGUUCCACCUAAAGAGAAGUAGCCGUAAGAGCCAAAAUAAAGCUAAAAUUUGUAAAAUUAGAGGAAAAGUUAGGGCAACUUCUUACCAUGAAAACUCGCUUCUAUCAAGGAAGAGCCACAGAGGUAACUCUGUGGGUAAGGAACCUGCUUCGGUGAUCCAAGAAUCUCCAAGUGGAGAUUAUGCUCAGAGUAGUUCUGUGAAGGAUAACCCAGUGUUAUCUGGAGAGAACUCUUCAGAAGCUACGCCUAAAGUAAACCCGUACCUUUAUAGCCCAAAACUAAUAUUUUGGCAUCCUCCUCAGAAUCCACCAAAACCAGGGUAUGAUGAGCCAUCCAAGACAAUAGAUUAUGUUGUUGGGGUCGGUAGCAAGUCACCCAGAAUGAAGUUCAGCAAGCCAGUCCUGAAAAAGAGAAAUAAGUAUAUCUAUAAGCUAAUGUAG